Molecule: messenger RNA, 3236 nt
Organism: Arabidopsis arenosa
Lineage: Eukaryota; Viridiplantae; Streptophyta; Magnoliopsida; Brassicales; Brassicaceae
Source: the annotation of a GenBank genome assembly
AUUGUAACGCUUACUCCAAUCAAUUGUAACUCGAAUAAUCGCUUUGUCUUUUUUUAAUUUCGAAUUUUCCACUAAACCGGCGACGAUGCCGACACCGGUAACCACAGCGAGACAAUGUUUAACGGAAGAAACAGCACGUGCAUUAGACGACGCAGUCUCCGUCGCGCGUCGUCGAAGCCACGCACAAACGACGUCACUUCACGCCGUUUCAGGUCUUUUAACGAUGCCUUCAUCAAUUCUCCGAGAAGUGUGUAUCUCACGCGCCGCUCAUAACACACCGUACUCUUCACGUCUCCAAUUUCGCGCGCUUGAGCUCUGCGUCGGCGUUUCUCUAGACAGAUUACCUUCUUCGAAAUCACCACCACCACCAACAACAACAACAACAACGACGGUGGAAGAAGAUCCUCCGGUGUCAAACUCACUCAUGGCGGCGAUCAAAAGAUCUCAAGCGACUCAACGACGUCAUCCAGAGACGUAUCAUCUUCAUCAAAUCCAUGGAAACAACAACACUCAAACGACGUCGGUUUUGAAAGUUGAGUUAAAGUAUUUUAUACUAUCCAUUUUAGAUGACCCGAUUGUGAGUCGGGUUUUUGGUGAAGCCGGGUUUAGAAGCACCGACAUUAAACUCGACGUGCUUCAUCCUCCGGUGACGUCUCAAUUCUCUUCACGGUUUUCUUCACGUUCUCGUAUUCCUCCUCUGUUUUUAUGUAACCUACCGGAAUCUGAUCCGGGUCGGGUUAGAUUCGGGUUUCCGUUUGGUGAUCUCGACGAGAACUGUAGAAGAAUCGGAGAAGUUUUAGGAAGGAAAGAUAAGAAGAAUCCAUUACUAGUUGGUGUUUGUGGUGGUGAAGCUCUUAAAACGUUCACUGAUUCUAUAAAAAGAGGAAAGUUUGGUUUUUUACCUCUGGAGAUUAGUGGGUUAAGUGUAGUUAGUAUAGAGAUUAGUGAAGUUUUAGUUGAUGGAUCAAGAAUUGAUGUAAAGUUUGAUGAUUUAGGAAGAUUGAAGUCAGGGAUGGUUUUGAAUCUUGGAGAGUUAAAGGUUUUAACUAGUGAUGUUUUCUCUGUUAGUGUGGUUGAGAAGUUUGUGUUGAAGCUCUCUGAUUUGUUGAAGCUUCACAGUGAGAAGCUUUGGUUUAUUGGAAGUGUUUCGAGUAAUGAGACGUAUUUGAAGCUGAUUGAGAAGUUUCCGAUGAUUGAUAAAGAUUGGAAUCUUCAUCUUCUUCCUAUUACAUCUUCAAGUCAAGGGGUUUAUCCAAAAUCUAGUUUGAUGGGAUCUUUUGUUCCAUUUGGAGGGUUUUUCUCAUCGACAUCGGAUUUUAGAGUACCGUUUAGUAACUCGAUGAAUCAGACUUUGCCUCGGUGUCAUCUUUGUAACGAGAAGUAUGAGCAAGAAGUCACUGCCUUUGCUAAGUCCGGGUCGAGUCUCGAUGAUCAGUGUUCGGAGAAGUUACCUUCUUGGUUACGAAAUGUGGAGCAUGAACAAGACAAAGGAAGUCUCGGAAAGGUUAAAGAUGAUCCAAACGUAUUAGUCUCUCGGAUUCCGGCUCUGCAGAAGAAAUGGGACGACAUUUGUCAAAGAAUCCAUCAAACUCCGGCGUUUCCUAAACUCAGUUUUCAGCCCGUUAGACCGCAGUUCCCGCUUCAGCUGGUUUCUUCUAGCCAGUCCAAGAUGAGUCUUGGAAGCCCAACUGAGCAAAGUGUUCGCAGCAUUAGGAUGGCUCAAGUGCAGAACCCGCCACACCAACUUGGUUUAUCGGUUAAGAUCUCGAAGCCAAAACAGACAGAGGAUCUCACAAGUCGCACAACGAACUCGCCUUUGAGCUGUGUUACGACAGAUUUAGGAUUGGGAACCAUCUACGCAUCGAAAAACCGGGAUUCAAACACACCUGUAUCGCUUGAAAGGAGAGACUUUGAGGUGAUCAAAGAAAAACAAUCGUUGGUGGCUUCAAGAUACUGCAAAGAUUUCAAGUCUCUCAGGGAGUUACUCUCUCGAAAAGUCGGUUUUCAGAACGAAGCUGUAAACGCCAUUAGCGAAAUCGUUUGUGGAUACAGAGAUGAGUCCAGGAGAAGAAACCACAUAGCAACCACAAGUAAUGUUUGGCUUGCUCUUCUUGGACCUGAUAAAGCCGGGAAGAGGAAAGUAGCAUCAGCUCUUGCUGAAGUCUUCUGCGGUGGCCAAGACAACUUCAUCUGUGUGGAUUUCAAGUCACAGGACAGUCUUGACGAUAGAUUCAGAGGGAAAACAGUUGUUGAUUACAUUGCUAGCGAAGUGGUGAAGUGGGCGGAUUCUGUUGUGUUCAUAGAAAACGUGGAAAAAGCCGAGUUCCCGGAUCAAAUCAGAUUGUCUGAUGCUAUGAGAAGUGGAAAAAUCCGUGAUUCGCAUGGGAGAGAGAUCAGUAUGAAAAAUGUUAUAGUUGUUGCUACUAUUUCUGGAAGUGAUAAAGACAGUGAUUGUCAAGUUCUUAAAGAACCAGUGAAAUAUUCCGAGGAAAGAGUUCUCAGUGCCAAAAACUGGAAACUUCAGAUAAAACUAGCCGACACUUCAAAUGUUAACAAGAAUGGUCUGAAUAAAAGAAGACAAGAGGAGGCAGAAACAGAGGUUACAGAGCUUCGAGCCCUUAAGUCCCAACGUUCGUUUCUUGAUCUAAAUCUUCCUGUGGAUGAGAUAGAACCAAACGAAGACGAAGCGUAUACAAUGUCUGAGAACACGGAAGCUUGGCUUGAGGAUUUCGUGGAACAAGUAGACGGGAAAGUGACGUUCAAGCUUAUUGACUUUGAUGAGUUAGCUAAGAACGUAAAAAGGAACAUCCUUUCGCUAUUUCAUCGGUCUUUUGGACCUGAAACACAUCUAGAUAUCGAAAACGAUGCGAUCCUUAAGAUUCUUGCUGCCUUAAGAUGGUCAUCAGAUGAAGAGAAAACGUUUGAUCAAUGGCUGCAAAAUGUUCUUGCUCCAAGCUUUGCUAAAGCGAGACAAAAGUAUGUUCCCGCUACUCCUUUUGCUGUGAAACUUGUUGCCUCUAGAGAUUCUUCGGCUGAAGAGGAAACUACCGGAAUACAACAGUUUCCGGCGAGAGUCGUAGUGAUCUGAUUAUUGUUGUUGUAAUUUCAUGUGUAAGUGAUGAUAGUUAUAUAGAUUAUCCCAGAGUUUUGUAAUCGGCUUGGUUUGAGUUUGUGGUUUGUCACUAAAUGUAUAUUAUAUAGGCUUAAAGCUGAGUUAUUAAAAGAUUAAGUGUGGU